Malus domestica (apple) is the source of this 1205-nucleotide messenger RNA. RefSeq names its product CASP-like protein 5B2. Lineage: Eukaryota; Viridiplantae; Streptophyta; Magnoliopsida; Rosales; Rosaceae. Gene Ontology annotation, cellular component: membrane. The record is from RefSeq and is a predicted model, not a curated record.
AGAGAGAGAGAGAGAGAGAGAGAGAGAGAGAUAAAGCAGCCUCUCGGAGAGAUGAUGAGAGCAUUCCAUUCCUGCCAUCCCAUUCCACUUUUUCUUCUUCAACUCAAAAUCUCAACUUUAUCUCUGAAGAUCCCACAUUUUAAGCCUCCCCUCCAAAAGUUGAGUUCUUUAGCUCUUAUUGCGUUAAUGGUGGAAUUAUAUGAAAGUUAGGGCUCAUCUGUAGGACUCAGAAAACGGUCCCCUUGAGCUUAGAGAGAGAGAGAGAGAAAGAGAGAGAGAGAGAGUGGAGGGAAGGGAUGAAGAAGCUGUUUGGGAGCCCAGGGAAGGUGAGUGGGCUGGCACUGAGAAUUGGGCAGUGCUGUUUUGCUGCCGCUGCUAUUGGGGUGAUGCUUUCUGCUCAUGGAUUCUUCAAUGCCACUGCAUUUUGCUAUUUAAUUGCAUCAAUGGGGCUUCAAGUUGUUUGGAGUUUUGGACUUGCUUGCCUUGAUUUACAUGCUUUGAGGUCAAAGAGAAGCUUGCAGAAUCCCAUUUUAGUGAGCCUAUUUGUUGUUGGGGAUUGGGUGACGUCUACUCUGUCAUUAGCCGCUGCAUGCUCAUCAGCGGGGGUGACAGUUCUGUACUCGAGAGAUUUGAAUUACUGCAGCAGGCCAAUUCAUCUUCCAUGCAGCAGGUUCCAAAUUGCCGUUGCCUUUGCUUUCAUCUCAUGGUUCCUCCUUGCUGUUUCGUCCAUUGUCAUGUUUCGGUUGUUAGGCGCAGUCUGAGCUUGAAAAAAUUCUACAUAUUCUUCAAUUUGCCCCUGUAAAUACAUCUGAGAACUGUUGUCCCUAUAUGGAGAGAAAUCUACAACUACGGGGAUGCCACUAGAGCAGUAUCCCGAGCCAGCCAGCCGUGCAGUGUAGUUAGCUUGAGAUACUGUUAUAAUGGCAUUCCCGUUGCAUGAAAAUCCUUCUCCGUCUUGUAGGUUCAUAAGGUUUUGAUCUUCUGGAUGGAUUUCCACUUGUCAAUCACAAUUCUUGAGCAGCUCCAUCCUUUGAUUGGGACAAGAGGUGUGGGGUCCAUGACUUGAAAAUCAUCAUGUGUGUUAAUUUUUGUAAUGGAAGUAGGUCUGCUGUCUCUAGAGUGUAAUCAUUUUGCUGUACUGUUGGCUCUCUUGCUUUGCUUUAUUUUAUCUGGUGGAAUUUCACAUGGUAGACCACACUUGAUUA